Molecule: messenger RNA, 1314 nt
Organism: Miscanthus lutarioriparius
Lineage: Eukaryota; Viridiplantae; Streptophyta; Magnoliopsida; Poales; Poaceae
Source: the annotation of a GenBank genome assembly
AUGGCGGCCGCAACUGUCCUGGCGGCAGCCACACUGGCGCUGUCCUGCUGCUGUGCCGCGUCAUCCGCCGCCGUCACCACCGUGACGGCGGCGGCGGAGUUGGACCGCAUCGACAGGCUGCCGGGCCAGCCGACGGUUAACUUCUACAUGUACUCCGGCUACGUCACGGUCGACGCCGCCGCGGGGCAGGCGCUCUUCUACCUGCUCAUGGAAGCCUCCGGCGUGCCGGCGGACUCGGCGCCGCUCGUGCUCUGGCUCAAUGGCGGGCCCGGUGGCGAUGGAUGGAUUGGUUUGCUUGCAGUGGCCAACGUGCUGUUCUUGGACUCGCCAGCCGGCGUCGGCUACUCCUACACCAACAACACCAACGAUCUGUACGAUGCUGGUGACAACAAGACAGCUCAUGACUCAUAUGCUUUCUUGAUAAAUUGGUUGGAGCGGUUCCCGCAGUAUAAGUAUCGUGAUUUCUACAUCGCCGGAGAGAGCUAUGCAGGCCACUAUGUCCCUCAACUGUAUCAGGUAGUGUACCGAAACAACAAAGGAAUUGAGAAUCCAACCUUAAACUUCAAAGGCUUCAUGGUUGGAAAUGCAGUAAUUGACGAUUACCAUGACUACAAGGGCACAUUUGAGUAUUGGUGGACACAUGGGCUUAUCUCCGAUGAAACUUAUGUGAAGUUGUGGGAGGCUUGUAAAUAUGAUGUGUCUGAGCACCCCUUUGAGGAAUGUCAAAACAUCUCUGAAGUUGCCGAGGCCGAGCAAGGGAAUAUUGAUUUAUACAGCAUCUACACGCCUACUUGUAAGAAGACUUCAUUGCAUAAGCGCAGGCAAAUAAGGGGAAGAAUGCCCUGGUUGCCCAGAGGAUAUGAUCCGUGCACCGAACUGUACUUCACAAACUACUACAACUUACCCGAGGUGCAGGAAGCUUUCCAUGCCAAUGUUACUGGAAUACCAUAUGCGUGGAUAGGCUGCAGUGACCCGAUAUAUGAAUAUUGGAAAGAUUCACCGAGGUCCAUGCUUCCUAUUUACCGUGAACUUAUCUCGGCGGGCCUAAGGAUAUGGGUCUUCAGCGGCGACACAGACUCUGUCGUCCCCCUCACUGCUUCAAGAUACUCCAUUGAUGCACUAUCUCUACCAACGAUCACAAAGUGGUAUCCUUGGUACUACGACGAAGAGGUUGGUGGAUGGUGCCAAGUGUAUGAGGGUUUGACGCUGGUGAUGGUCCGAGGUGCAGGGCGAGGUUCCCCUCCACCGUCCACGGCAGGGCCUGAAGCUCUUCGAGCACUUCCUGCGAGACGAGCCCAUGCCCAAGCCUGUUGA